UGCAGCACACGUCAUGUGGUGAAACAGGCAGAAAGGAGCGUUGACUUUUCUCCCCACAACUCAGGAGAGAUCUCCCUUAACCAGUUGGCAGUUGUUUUUUUCAUUAAUUGUACAAAGGUAGCCUACAAAAUAAUAAAGUAAACUUUGAGAAUACUAUCAGUAAGUAACCUGACUGCGACCGAACAGCUGUGAUCCAGGAUCGCGGAUACUGAAGCUGCUCCGUUACAAGUAAUCAUAGACAUUUAAUAAGCGAUAUUUAUGGAGGCUUUUUUGAACUGCAAACCAGAGGACUUGGAGGAUUACUACGGGUUAUUAGGAUGUGAUGAAUUGUCGUCGACUGAACAGAUUCUCAACGAAUACAAGAUCCGAGCCUUGGCAUGUCACCCAGACAAACACCUAGACAACCCAAGAGCAGUGGAAGAUUUCCAAAAACUGCAGGAAGCCAAAGAAGUUUUGUGCAAUGAAACCAAAAGAAAAUAUUAUGACCUUUGGAAAAGAAGUGGAGUUACUAUUUCAUUUCAUGACUGGCAAGGCUUGAACGACUCGGUAAAAACUUCAAUGCACUGGGCUGUGAGAAAUAAGAAGGAACCAAUGCUGGAGGCAUCAAAAGCAGAAAUCCCUGUCACCUCCCAAGGAGAGGACCUUCAUGCUGAGCAAGGAACACCACGGAUCGAAUCACAUGAUGCCAUGCCAUCCUCAAGUGAUUACUGCCACCGACGUUUCCGUUGGGCUGCUGACUCACCAUCUACAUUGCUGCAGAGGUUUAGAAAUUAUGAAAUAUAAAUAUAUCAACAGUUUUAUUUUCUUUAAAUCAUACUGUUCAGUGUCUUCUUGUUGUCCUUGUCAACUGUGGAGUCAGUUCUUAUGAAUAUGUCUUACCUAUACCUCCUCUAAACUUGUUCUAUAAACUGGAUAUUGUUAAAUGUAUCUGCUGCUAGUGUGAAACACAGUUGCAUAUUAGAUUAUGUGUAUAAUUAAUUUUGUUAUAGGUCCUGCUCAUUUGUUAAUUCUGUUCAUGACCACACAGCGGUGAUAUAAGCAUACUUGAUGCUGGAGUACCUUUAAUGUUGUAAUGUGUCUUUUUGUGUUGCCAAGUUUAUAAUGUUGGAAAA
Messenger RNA from Larimichthys crocea (large yellow croaker), 1112 nucleotides. RefSeq names its product DnaJ (Hsp40) homolog, subfamily C, member 12 (gene dnajc12). The record is from RefSeq and is a predicted model, not a curated record. The transcript has 5 exons. NCBI's taxonomy places the organism in Eukaryota, Metazoa, Chordata, Actinopteri, Sciaenidae. Gene Ontology annotation, cellular component: cytoplasm. The coding region runs from base 259 to 783 and encodes 174 amino acids.